This is a messenger RNA of Seriola dumerili (greater amberjack), 1266 nucleotides long. RefSeq names its product forkhead box I2 (gene foxi1). Gene Ontology annotation, molecular function: RNA polymerase II cis-regulatory region sequence-specific DNA binding; DNA-binding transcription factor activity, RNA polymerase II-specific. The transcript has 2 exons. Gene Ontology annotation, biological process: cell differentiation; anatomical structure morphogenesis; regulation of transcription by RNA polymerase II. Bases 1 to 1134 code for a protein of 377 amino acids. The record is from RefSeq and is a predicted model, not a curated record. NCBI's taxonomy places the organism in Eukaryota, Metazoa, Chordata, Actinopteri, Carangiformes, Carangidae.
AUGAACGCUUUUGGACACCAACCAUCUAACCAGCAGACCAGCCCUAUUCAGCACCACAGCGCUCAGGAGCUCCUGGACAUGGCCGUGUACUGCGACAACUACGGUGUGUACCAACAGAACCUCCACCACCAUCAUCCUCAGAGGCCGCCCACGCACCCCUCUAGCUACGGCCUCGGAGAGUACACGUCUCCGUCCGCGAACCCUUACUUAUGGCUGAACGGACCCAGCAUAAACUCCUCUCCUUAUCUCCCCGGGAACAACAGCACGUCCUACAUUCAGUCUGGAUACGGGUCGAACCAGAGGCAGUUUUUACCACCUCCCACCGGGUUCGGUGGGGCAGACCUGGGGUGGCUGUCCAUAUCCAGCCAGCAGGAACUCUUCAAGAUGGUCAGACCACCUUACUCAUACUCAGCACUGAUAGCGAUGGCCAUACAGAACGCCCAAGACAAAAAGUUGACUCUGAGUCAGAUCUAUCAGUAUGUGGCUGACAACUUUCCUUUCUACAAGAAGAGCAAAGCUGGAUGGCAGAAUUCAAUCCGUCACAAUUUAUCGCUGAACGACUGUUUCAAAAAAGUGGCCCGGGACGAGGAUGACCCCGGUAAAGGAAACUACUGGACACUGGACCCCAACUGUGAGAAGAUGUUCGACAACGGCAACUUCAGGCGGAAGAGAAAAAGGAGAGCUGACUUAAGCGGAGCUGACAAUCCCCCUCUCCCCGUAAAGUCAGAAGACGGCCCACACAAGCUCUCCGACACCGCCAGCCUGUUGAGUUCCUCCCCGCCCAGUCUGCACGGAUCCCCGGCCUCCACGGAACCCAAGUCGUCUUCGCCGCCUCCCUCCGCGGAGCACAGCCCAUGUUUCAGCAGCUUCGUGUCCAGCGUGAACUCGCUGCUGUCGGGCAGCGGCAGCACCGAAGGCUCCCGGGGCGGGGAGCGGGACUACGGCUCCGGGCACCUGGGGGGAUUGUCUCAGACCAGAGAGGGCAUGUCUGGACUGGGCUCCUACUCGCCCACUUUAAUCUCUCCUCUGAACUCUGACAACAACAGAAUUAAUUAUUACACAUCAGUACAGAGCCUCUCCAACCAUUUCAGUGUUAAUAACCUAAUAUACAACCGGGAAGGAACAGAGGUGUAGACUGUCUGUCUGUAUCAGUGCUGGGCUGUUUACAGAAAAAUAAGUAAUUUAUCACUCAUUGUUAGCCUUUACAUUUCAUAUGUAGCCUACUGUUAUUACUUAUUACUCAUUUACUGGUUUGGUAGGCCUAUC